AAAGGAUGAUAGAUAUUGAAGAUGAAGAUAAAGAGGUUGAAGAUAACAAAUCAAAUGAAUCAAUAAAUCUUCCUAAUAAUGAAAUUAGCAGCUUAAGUCAUUCAAUUUCAGUUGGUAAUGCAGCUCUAGAAAUAGCAC
Funneliformis geosporum is the source of this 138-nucleotide messenger RNA. The record is from the annotation of a GenBank genome assembly. NCBI's taxonomy places the organism in Eukaryota, Fungi, Glomeromycota, Glomeromycetes, Glomerales, Glomeraceae.